ACGAAACACGGUCACUUAAAAAAAGUGGAAGCAGAAAGCUUGGGAAGAGGGGGGGGGUGAAAGGCGCGCAAAGCGGGGCGGGGAUUCGCUAUAAUGGCCCUGGGCUGUUGACAACUUGCCUUUUUCCCUUCACCUAACUAAUACCUCAUGUCACUCAAAUUAAUGACAAGCUCGUCCAUAAUUGGUCGAGCACUGGCCGGCUCAGUAUCUCGAUGGACACGCACUGCUGCUACCGUUGCUAGUGAACAGCAGGCUUCUCAAUUCUCACCUCAGUCUGUUCGAACUGGCGUCAUUGCGCGCAAGAAAGGCAUGACCUCCAUGUGGGACGAGACCGGCGUUCGCAUGCCCAUUACCGUGCUUCAGCUCGAGGACGUUAUUGUCACGGACGUACGCACUGCCGACAAACAUGGAUACACGGCUUUGCAAAUUGGCAGCACAGCCAAGAAGGAAAAGAACGUGUCAAAACCUUUGGUUGAACACUUUAAAAAGUUGGGCGUUGGACUACGACAAAAGCUGGUGGAAUUCCGCGUGACAGAAGAUGCUGUUCUUCCCGUGGGCACCUCGUUGAACGCUAGUCAUUUCGUUACUGGACAAUACGUCGAUGUAUCAGCGCCUUCUAUCGGCAAGGGCUUUGCUGGUGUCAUGAAGCGAUGGAACUUUGCUGGUAUGCCUGCAUCUCACGGUGUUUCAUUAACGCAUCGUUCUGGUGGUUCAACAGGUCAACGCAAGUGGCCAAGCAGAGUGUUUAAGGGAAAGAAGAUGGCUGGUCGUAUGGGUGGCAAGAGCGUCACCAAGCAAAACUUGAAGAUUGUAAAGGUGGAUUCUGCAGAAAACUUGAUUUACGUCAAGGGCUCAGUACCUGGCUUUGAUGAUCAAUUUGUCAAGAUCAAAGAUGCUGUCAAGCUCAAGGCUGAGAAGCGCUAUCCAAAGGAAGCUUACCCACCACCAUUCCCUACCGCCCUCUAAAUAUAUACAUACAACUAUCAAAAAAGAAGCUUCAUCACUCACCACCUUUCCCCGCGCUUACUCUAACCUUGUUUUUGUUUCCAUAAUAUUAUAGAUGAAAGAGAGAUAUACAAACCACCACUAAACAUUUUGAUGUACAAAACACAACAAUUUCUUAUAACAUUAAAAAAAAUGCAUGAUUUUCAUCUUUUCAA
This is a messenger RNA of Zychaea mexicana, 1160 nucleotides long. Its product is annotated as translation protein. Gene Ontology annotation, molecular function: structural constituent of ribosome. The record is from RefSeq and is a predicted model, not a curated record. The coding region runs from base 148 to 966 and encodes 272 amino acids. Gene Ontology annotation, biological process: translation. Gene Ontology annotation, cellular component: ribosome; mitochondrial large ribosomal subunit. The transcript has 4 exons. NCBI's taxonomy places the organism in Eukaryota, Fungi, Mucoromycota, Mucoromycetes, Mucorales, Lichtheimiaceae.